This is a messenger RNA of Lodderomyces oxycetoniae, 594 nucleotides long. RefSeq lists its product as uncharacterized. NCBI's taxonomy places the organism in Eukaryota, Fungi, Ascomycota, Pichiomycetes, Serinales, Debaryomycetaceae. The transcript has a single exon. The record is from RefSeq and is a predicted model, not a curated record. Bases 1 to 594 code for a protein of 197 amino acids.
AUGCAAGAAACGAUAGAGCAUUUGACAAAUAGGUUAGAUCGACUAAAUGAGUUGUUAUCCAAUCAAGAUGAAAAAUCUACCACGUUGACGGGUCAAAUUGACCAUUUGAGACACCGACUAAAUGGCAUUUAUCAAAGUCAUCGGGAUUAUGCUAAAUUGGAAACUAUUUUGAAGGAGUUGAAGAUUGCCAACAAAUGCUCGCAAUUGGAGCUGAAAACUGGUGACCAGCUCUCCCAGGAUGUUAAAGAAGAGGAAAUCAUGUUAUAUUAUGGCGAUAUCUUGGAAAAUUACUCGAGUAUGGUUGAAUUGGAAAAUAUGGGGUAUGAUUCAUUGAUUGAUAAGAUAAAUGUCAUCAUUUCUAACUCAAGUAUCGAAGAUAUUAGAACAGAGCUCAAGCUGAGAGAAGAGCAAAUAAGAAAGGUCCAUCUAAUAUAUAGGAUCUUGGUGCUCAAAAAUAUGAUGAUUUACGAGAAAUACGUAGCAAGUACAAUCAACAUGAACAAAUUUUGGCUACAUGUAAGCCAAAAAUUGGCAACUGCUAAUCAAGAGUUGAAAAAACGGCAUGAUAAGUUGAAAGAGGAUAGUAGGUACUGA